Molecule: messenger RNA, 7815 nt
Organism: Pimephales promelas (fathead minnow)
Lineage: Eukaryota; Metazoa; Chordata; Actinopteri; Cypriniformes; Leuciscidae
Source: RefSeq, a predicted model, not a curated record
CCCACCGUCUACAUAAUGAAUGAUCUGAAAACAGGGAACUUUUGGAGACAAAGAGGUUUUUCAGCUGCUCAGUUUAACAUGAUGUUCCUGUACUUUUUAAAUACAGAUUGGAUAAAAACACAGUGAUCACAGUUCACACCUGCAGUGAAGCCCCUCCCACAACAAUUCACCAAUAAAUACUGGGAUUAUUCCCAUCAUACUACAAGAGAAGGACAAACUCCAGGAGUAGCAGCUGAAAUCUGUGUGACUGUUAAAGAUGGAGUUUAUUAAAGAGGAGAUUGAAGACAUGAGUGAUCCAGAACCAUCCAGAAUAAAACAUGAAGAUACUGAGGAACAAAUAGACCAGGUGAGAGUGAAAGAGCAAAGACAAGAACUGAAUGAAGUGAAGGAGGAACAUCACCAGGUGAGAGUGAAAGAGCAAAGACAAGAACUGAAUGAAGUGGAGAAGAAACAUCGUAACUUUACAACUCAAAGAACAAAAGCCAAAAAGACGCACACCUGCACUCAGUGUGGAAAGAGUUUCACACAGAAAGGAACCCUUGACACACACAUGAGAAUUCACACUGGAGAGAAACCGUAUACAUGCACUCAGUGUGGAAAGAGUUUUUCUUAUUCAUCAACUCUCAGUGGUCAUCUGCUCAUUCACUCUGGAGAAAAGCCAUUUAACUGUGAUCAGUGUGGUAAAGAUUUUAUUUUAUCAUCACAACUAAAAUCACACCUAAAAGUUCAUUCAGAUGAGAAGCCUUAUGUGUGUUCUCUCUGUGGAAAGAGUUUUUCAAGGCUGAACAGUUUUAAACAUCACCAGAAAACACACAAUGAAGUGAGAGAUUAUAUGUGCUGUGACUGUGGGAAGAGCUUUACUACAUCUCGUGAUCUGAAACUGCACCAAAGAAUUCAUACUGGAGAAAAACCUUACAAGUGCUCAUAUUGUGACAAGAGUUUCAUUCGGUCUGGACACCUGAAAUCACACGAGCGAGUUCAUACUGGAGAGAAGCCGUACGACUGUACUCAGUGUGGGAAGAGUUUCUCAUGGAAAGGACACCUUAACGCACACAUGAGAAUUCACACUGGAGAGAAACCGUAUACAUGCACUCAGUGUGGAAAAAGUUUUACUCAUUCAACAACUCUCAGUUAUCAUCUGCUCAUUCACUCUGGAGAAAAAACAUUUAACUGUGAUCAGUGUGGUAAAGAUUUUAUUUCAUCAGCAAAUCUAAAAUCACACCUAAAAGUUCAUUCAGAUGAGAAGCCUUAUGUGUGUUCUCUCUGUGGAAAGAGUUUUUCACGUAUGAACUGUUUUAAACGGCACCAGAAAACACACAAUGAAGUGAGAGAUUAUAUGUGCUUUAACUGUGGGAAGAGCUUUACUACAUCUCAUUAUCUGAAACUGCAUCAAAGAAUUCAUACUGGAGAAAAACCUUACAAGUGCUCUCAGUGUGGAAAGAGUUUCUCACAGAAAGGACACCUUAACAUACACAUGAGAAUUCACACUGGAGAGAAACCGUAUACAUGCACUCAGUGUGGAAAGAGUUUUUCUCAUUCAACAACUCUCAAUGGUCAUCUGCUCAUUCACUCUGGAGAAAAAACAUUUAACUGUGAUCAGUGUGGUAAAGACUUUAUUUCAUCAGCACAUCUAAAAUCACACCUGAAAGUUCAUUCAGGUGAGAAGCCUUAUGUGUGUUCUCGCUGUGGAAAGAGUUUUUCAAGGAUGACCAAUUUUAAACUGCACCAGAAAACACACAAUGAAGUGAGAGAUUUUAUGUGCUUUGACUGUGGGAAGAGCUUUACUACAUCUCGUGAUCUGAAACUGCACCAAAGAAUUCAUACUGGAGAAAAACCUUACAAGUGCUCAUAUUGUGACAAGAGUUUCACUCAGUCUGGAAACCUGAAAAAACACGAGCGAGUUCAUACUGGAGAGAAGCCGUACGACUGCACUCAGUGUGGAAAGAGUUUCUCAUGGAAAGAACACCUUAACAGACACAUGAGAAUUCACACUGGAGAGAAACCGUAUACAUGCACUCAGUGUGGAAAGAGUUUUUCUCAUUCAACAACUCUCAAUGGUCAUCUGCUCAUUCACUCUGGAGAAAAAACAUUUAACUGUGAUCAGUGUGGUAAAGACUUUAUUUCAUCAGCACAUCUAAAAUCACACCUGAAAGUUCAUUCAGGUGAGAAGCCUUAUGUGUGUUCUCGCUGUGGAAAGAGUUUUUCAAGGAUGACCAAUUUUAAACUGCACCAGAAAACACACAAUGAAGUGAGAGAUUUUAUGUGCUUUGACUGUGGGAAGAGCUUUACCACAUCUCGUGAUCUGAAACUGCACCAAAGAAUUCAUACUGGAGAAAAACCUUACAAGUGCUCAUAUUGUGACAUGGGUUUCACUCAGUCUGGAUCUCUGAAAAAACAUGAGCGAGUUCACACUGGAGAGAAGCCGUACGACUGUACUCAGUGUGGAAAGAGUUUCACCCAAUCAUGUAAUCUAGUGACUCAUAUUAGAAAGCAUUGUUCUGUGUCACAGUGAGCAAAUGUUUUGUUAGAUUCACAAAGUAAAUGUGUAGUUAGUUAACUAAUAAACUAGUGUUGCUGUGAAAUGCCACAAGAUUUGUGUUUUAUAUGUUGGAGAACAAGAAAAUGAUUGAAAAGUAUUUUAAUUGAACACUUACUCAAAGAAAAUAAAAAAUACCAAAAUGAAAAGAGACUGGAAAGAAAUGCAGAAAAACAACAACAAUCAGGUAUAUUCAUUAAUCAAAAAGAAUUGCCUGAAUUUGAUUCAUUUUUUAAUUGUAACAAUUGCAAAUUUGUUAACUAUAUCUGUCAGGAGCCAAUCAGAGUCCUCCCAAGUCACCACGCAACGAUCACUUUCCCCAGAGUUCACAGUCACUCAUUGUCAAGCCUCCAACAGGAAAAGACCCCAACCAGCCUUCACUUGCUUCCCUCUGAGACAUCCACCGAGCUGAGAUGUAAAGUAUACUUACCUGUAAAGACUAACCGCUCUGUCCUUGUUCUGAUGUUCCCAGGUUCUGCUCCAUGAUUCUCGUUCCCUGUGUCCUGGAUUCUGCCAUGAGUUUCGUCCCUCUAAUGGAUGAUCUAUAAGGAUGAAAAGCAAGUAUCACUGAACUGUGUUAGUUCUCGACCUACUAUUGAAAAAGGAUCUACUCAUCUGGAAUCCUGUCUGUACUCCGUCUGCUCCACGACGAUCUGAAAGUGAGAAAAGGAAAGUCAUUGCCUUGUGUCACUGUUCAUGUAAUUCCUAAGAGGAGGAUUCACUCACCUGGAUGUAUUCCUGUCACGUAUCCUCCUUCAAGAGCACUUCUGAGCACCUGAAACCCUGAAUACUUAUCUUGUUUAUUAAUAAAGAAAGUUUAAGUUCAUCACUUACCUCUGUCUCCGAGCCUGAAUCCUGACAGAAGGCUUGACCUAACAACAGAACGAGGUUGAAUCAAGAUGAAUUCCAAACAACCUGCUGUACCUCUAAUUCCCACACCAGUCGCCGCUCCACCCGUGAGACCUGUGUUUUCCCCCAUGAGUACUUCCGUGAGCGCCGCUUCUUCGAUCACCUCCUUUGCAAGUCCCCCGUCGCGUCCUGCGUCAUUCUCUGGUCGGGCGGAGGAUUGCAACGGAUUCCUAUUGCAGUGUUCGCUUGCUCUGGAACAGCAAGCUCAGCUAUAUCCUACUGAGCGAUCGAAAGUAGCGUUUAUCAUCCAGCAACUAUCAGGAGUGACGUUACGGUGGGCAGAGUCAUUGUGGAUGAAGGAAUCAACUGUGGUUGCGUCUGUUCAAGAAUUUGUGAAACAUUUCAAGGAAGUUUUCGAACGACCAGUGGAUGAUUCCUCCUUCGGAGACCAACUCUUACAGUUACGUCAAGGGAAAAAAUCACUAUCUGAGUAUUCUGUGGAAUUCCGCACGCUAGCAUCUAACAGUGGGUGGAAUGAAAAAGCUCUAAUUUCUGUGUUUCGCCGUGGAUUAAACCCAGCCUUGCGCCUCCAACUGGCCAUCUAUGAUGACACCAUAGGAAUAGAAAAAUUCAUUCAGCAAGCCAUGAAAGUUCAUCAAAGAUCCCAGAGUUGUUACCCUGAUCAGUCCUCUUAUCCUCCUGUUUCUCAACCGAAUGUCGAGAUUUCCAAAGUCGAAAAUCAAGUCGAAGAAAUGCAAGUUGACACUUUCAAGAUUCCCCAGGCUGAACGUAUGUGGCAGAAAGAGUUAAAGUUGUGUAUGUACUGCGGUACCAAGGGCCACUUCAGACUCAACUGCCCAAUUCGACCUGAAAGAAUGAUGGUAAGCUCAGUUCUGGAUCAUGCUCAUGUUUUAACACCUCUCACCAUUUCCGUGACCUUACAAAUUCAAGAACUCUGCAUCCAUGUGACAGCUAUCGUCGACUCGGGGUCAGCGGGAAACUUUAUCUCCGGAAAGCUCUGUAGGAGACUUAAGCUGCGAGAGAUCAACACACCCAAAACCUACUCCAUCUAUGCCAUAACUGGGGAGUUGAUUAACAAGAAAAACGUUACUACCAAAAUUGCUCCCGUUCAACUAUGUGUAGAAAAGACGCAUCAAGAAUGGUUCGAACCAUUUGUGCUCCUGAAUAGUCAAACAGAUCUCAGUCUUGGCCGACCAUGGUUAAUUCGUCAUCAACCAACAAUCAAUUGGAAGUCUGGAAAAAUUCUACAAUGGGGAUGCCAUUGCAUUAGCCGCAAGGAUCCAUCAUCUAGUCUGGUUAACGAAUCAAAAGUCCAGUCAAUCCCAGUGAAUUCCACGUCCAUCGAGAGUCCCACAGAAAACCUGUCAACAAAUAUUCCUACCUGUUAUUCCAUGUUCUCUGAUGUUUUUAAUCCCGUUACUGCUUCCAAGUUGCCCCCGCACCGACCAUGGGAUUGUGCUAUUGAUCUGGUUCCUGAUGCACAACUGCCCAAGGGUCGAAUCUACUCCCUGUCUCUUCCUGAAUAAGAGUCUAUGAGGAAAUAUAUCAAGGAGGCUCUAGAUCAAGGAUAUAUCUGGCCAUCUACCUCUCCCGCAGCAGCCAGUUUCUUCUUCGUGUCCAAGAAAGAUGGCGGGCUGAGACCUUGUAUCGAUUACAGAGCCUUAAAUCAAGUCACCGUGAAGUUCAGCUAUCCGUUACCUCUCAUUCCCGCCGCACUAGAACAACUCAGAGAGGCAAAGAUGUUUUCCAAGCUUGAUUUGAGAAGUGCCUAUAAUCUCAUCCGAAUUCGUGAAGGAGAUGAAUGGAAAACCGCUUUCAUCACCCCUGCAGGCCACUAUGAAUACCUCGUCAUGCCUUAUGGUUUGGUCAACGCCCCUUCAGUAUUCCAAAGUUUUAUGGAUGAGGUUCUCCGCGACUUCCUAGGAAAGUUUGUCCUGGUAUACAUCGAUGAUAUCCUGAUCUAUUCCAAGAACCCAGCUGGGCAUCAAAGACACGUGUCGUUAGUCCUCCAAAGACUCAGAGAAUUCACCUUGUUUCUGAAAGCUGAAAAGUGCACUUUCCAUCAAACCACUGUCGAUUUCCUGGGAUACGUUCUGAGUGAUCGAGGAGUGGAGAUGGAUAGAAGCAAGACCGAGACCAUCAUGUCCUGGCCAACCCCCAAGUCAGUGAAAGAACUCCAAAGGUUCCUUGGCUUUGCCAAUUUCUAUCGACGGUUUAUCAACCAGUACAGUUUGCUCACCGCUCCUCUUACCACGUUGCUAAAAGAAAAGCCCAAGAUCUUGAAAUUGACCCCAGAAGCCGAGGAGGCAUUUACAUUUCUGAAGUCUGCCUUCACCACUGCACCCCUGCUUCAUCAUCCUGAUCCUGAGAGACCGUUUGUGGUAGAGGUAGAUGCAUCCACCACCGGGGUUGGAGGAGUUCUCUCCCAGUAUUCUGAUUGCUCCUCUAAGCCAUCACCUUGUGCCUUCUUCUUGAAGAAGUUCUCUCCAGCUGAAGCCAACUACGACAUCGGAAACCGGGAACUUCUAGCUGUAAAGCUUGCCUUAGAAGAAUGGAGACACUGGUUAGAGGGAGAAAAGCACCCAUUCCUAGUACUCACCUAUCACAAGAACCUCCAGUAUCUAAGAGAUGCGAAACGUCUGAACCCACGUCAAGCCCGAUGGGCGUUGUUCUUUACACGAUUCCAUUUCAAGAUUGCCUAUCGCCCAGGCUCAAAGAAUACAAGAGCAGAUGCUCUAUCUCGUUUUCAUGCCUCUGAAAUCCCUGUAGAAGAACCUGAAACUAUCCUGCCAGAGAGUCUUUUCGUGAACCCCAUCCAGUGGGAGAUAAAUGAUCAACUCCAAGAGCUAUCCCAGCAACAACCCAGAGUCCCCGGAUGUCCUCCCGGGAAGAUCUAUGUGCCUGAGGAAUUCCGAACUUCUUUGAUCAUCAGUAGCCACUGGACACCCAGGGGUAAACAAGACUCUAGCCACUCUACAAGUCAAAUAUUGGUGGUCCACCAUGCGAUCAGACAUCACCAACUUCAUUCAAGGAUGUAUCCCGUGUGCCAUCUCCAAAGUACCAAGAAAUCUGCCUGUGGGUAAAUUAGUACCCCUUCCUGUCCCGAAUAGACCUUGGUCCCACAUCGGUGUAGACUUUGUCACUGAUCUUUCCGUCUCCGAGGGGAAUACUUGCAUCUUCGUGGCCAUCGAUCGCUUCUCAAAGGCGUGCAAGUUAAUCCCAUUGAAAGGACUGCCAACAGCCUUUAACACUGCUGAAUUGUUGGUGGAACAUGUCUUUCGAAAUUUCUGUAUCCCUGAGGACAUAGUCUCCGAUCGAGGACCCCAGUUUAUUUCUCGAGUCUGGCGAGCAUUCUUCACAUUAAUGAAUGUGACAGUGAGUCUGUCUUCAGGGUAUCAUCCGCAAACCAAUGGACAGACAGAGCGUAAAAUUCAAGACAUUGGUCGGUUCCUGCGAGCAUUCUGCCACUCCAAUCAGAACAUCUGGAGCAAGUACCUCAUCUGGGCAGAAUACGCACAGAAUUCUCUUCGACAGACAUCCACUCAGUUAACUCCAUUCCAGUGCGUCCUUGGCUGUCAACCUCCGUUAUUCCCGUGGUCCGGUGAGCCCUCAGAAGUACCAGCAGUUAACAAGUGGUUUGAAGAGAGCGAACAGGUCUGGGAUCAGACACAUCACCAUAUCCAGCAAGCUGUCAACCGGCAGCAACAGUUUGCUGAUAAACACCGCCGACCCAAUCCAGAGUAUCAGCCUGAACAGCUCGUCUGGCUUUCCACUCGAGAUAUCAGACUUCGCCAAUCAUGUCGAAAGUUGAACCCCAAGUACAUCGGACCAUUUCCAGUCGUAAAGCGAAUUAAUCCAGUCACUUAUCAGCUCCAGUUACCCCCAGAAUAUCGCAUUCACCCCACGUUUCAUGUUUCCCUCCUAAAGCCCUAUCAUCCACCGGUACCCCAGUCAGUCACAGAGGUAGAACCAGAGGACAACCCCCCUAUACCACCCAUUGAGCCAGAGUCCAUUUAUCUGAUUAAAGAGAUCUUGGACUCUCGACGUCGAGGGGGUAAGCUCGAAUACCUCAUUGACUGGGAAGGAUAUGGGCCAGAGGAGAGGAGUUGGGUACCUCAUAAUGAUGUUCUUGAUCCCAGUUUGCUUCUAGAAUUCCAUGCUCAGCAUCCUGAGAAAUCUGCACCACGACCCAGAGGUAGACCUCCACGACGUCGAGGUCCAAGGUCCGCUGGCGCGGACUCUGGAGGGGGGGGUAAUGUCAGGAGCCAAUCAGAGUUCUCCCAAGUCACCACGCAACGAUCACUUUCCCCAGAGUUCUAAUCACCUGCACCUGUUUCCAAUCAGCACGCCCUUCACAGCCAGCAUAAAAGCACCAAGUUCACAGUCACUCAUUGUCAAGCCUCCAACAG